Cynoglossus semilaevis (tongue sole) is the source of this 3584-nucleotide messenger RNA. Its product is annotated as glycogen phosphorylase, muscle form. Gene Ontology annotation, molecular function: pyridoxal phosphate binding; glycogen phosphorylase activity. Gene Ontology annotation, cellular component: cytoplasm. Gene Ontology annotation, biological process: glycogen catabolic process. The record is from RefSeq and is a predicted model, not a curated record. The transcript is spliced from 19 exons. NCBI's taxonomy places the organism in Eukaryota, Metazoa, Chordata, Actinopteri, Pleuronectiformes, Cynoglossidae. Bases 126 to 2627 code for a protein of 833 amino acids.
AGAAAAAGUGGGCUGAACCAGCGCAUCUCCGGUCUGUGGUCAGUGGAGUCAGAGUUUUUUUAAAGGGUGGCGGUGUUUUAUUGAGCGGAACUUUGUUCAAAAACGGAAGACAGACUCGAUAAAACAUGUCCAAGCCUCUGACAGACCAGGAGAAAAAGAAGCAGAUAUCUGUACGAGGGCUGGCCGGGGUGGAAAAUGUCGCAGACCUGAAAACUAAUUUCAACAGGCACCUUCACUUCACUUUGGUGAAGGACCGCAAUGUGGCCACCAAGAGAGACUACUAUUUUGCCCUGGCCAACACCGUGAGGGAUCACCUGGUGGGCCGUUGGAUCCGGACACAGCAGCACUACUAUGAAAAGGACCCUAAGCGGGUCUACUACCUCUCCCUGGAGUUUUACAUGGGCCGCACUCUGCAGAACACCAUGGUCAAUUUGGCCUUGGAGAAUGCCUGUGAUGAAGCCACAUACCAGGUGAGGCAAAGGAUCAUGGGAAAAAGGCCUAGCAAAGAUAGACCUCUCCCAGGAGGUUUACGGAGGAAAGAAAACACACGAUUGUGUAACAUCUUGUGUAACAACUUGUUAAUCAGGAUAAUUCAUAUCGACGUGACAUUGAGUAACUUCCCACAGGUGGAGGUAGCGGAUGACUGGCUGCGUUACGGUAACCCCUGGGAAAAGGCUCGCCCCGAGUACAUGCGUCCUGUGCACUUCUACGGUCGGGUGGAACACACAGCUGAAGGAGUGAAGUGGGUGGACACACAGGUUGUCCUGGCCCUUCCCUACGACACUCCAGUCCCUGGCUACAGAAACAACAUUGUCAACACUAUGAGACUGUGGUCGGCCAAAGCUCCCUGUGACUUUAACCUUAAAGACUUUAAUGUCGGUGGUUACAUCCAGGCCGUGCUUGAUCGAAAUCUGGCUGAGAACAUCUCCAGGGUUCUCUACCCCAAUGACAACUUCUUUGAGGGGAAGGAGCUGCGUCUCAAACAGGAGUACUUUGUCGUCGCCGCCACCCUUCAGGACAUCAUCCGUCGAUUCAAAGCCUCCAAGUUCGGCUCUACGGAGUUUGUGCGCCUGGACCUCUCUACACUGCCAGACAAAGUAGCCAUCCAGCUGAAUGACACUCACCCGGCUCUAGCUAUUCCGGAACUGGUAAGGAUCCUUGUGGACAUGGAGAACCUCACCUGGGAGAAGGCCUGGGACAUUGUCACUCGUACCUGUGCCUACACCAACCACACCGUCCUGCCUGAAGCUCUGGAGCGCUGGCCUGUUGACCUCUUCCAGAAUCUCCUGCCUCGCCACCUAGAGAUCAUCUACGAGAUCAACAGGAGGCACUUGGAGCGUAUUGGUAAGCUCUACCCCGGUGACUUUGACCGCCUUCGGCGUAUGUCCUUGAUCGAAGAAGGUGACGUCAAGAAGAUCAACAUGGCUCACCUGUGCAUUGUGGGAGCUCACGCCGUCAACGGAGUGGCUCGCAUUCACUCGGAGAUCAUCAAAAACACAGUGUUUAAAGAUUUUUAUGACCUCGACCCUCAGAAGUUUCAGAACAAGACCAACGGCAUCACACCCAGACGCUGGCUCGUCAUGUGCAAUCCAGGCCUGGCUGAGGUCAUCGCUGAGAGAAUUGGUGAGGAUUACAUACGUGAUCUGGAUCAGCUGAAGAAGCUUUUGGACUUUGUGGACGACGACGCCUUCAUUCGCGACGUCGCCAAAAUCAAGCAGGAGAACAAAAUGAAAUUUGCCGCCCACCUGGAGGAGCAGUACAAGGUGCAGAUCAACCCCAACUCCAUGUUCGACGUCCAGGUGAAGAGGAUUCACGAGUAUAAACGACAGCUGCUCAACUGCCUCCACAUCAUCACGCUGUACAACCGCAUCAAGAAGGAGCCAAACAAGCAAUGGACCCCCAGGACCAUUAUGAUUGGAGGAAAGGCUGCUCCAGGUUACCACACGGCCAAGAUGAUCAUCAAGUUGAUCACAUCAAUCGGUGACAUCGUCAACAAUGACACAGUGGUGGGAGACCGCCUGAAGGUCAUCUUCCUGGAAAACUAUCGUGUCACUCUGGCAGAGAAAGUCAUCCCUGCUGCUGACCUGUCAGAGCAGAUCUCUACAGCUGGAACUGAGGCCUCAGGGACUGGAAACAUGAAGUUCAUGCUGAACGGUGCCCUCACUAUUGGAACCAUGGAUGGGGCCAAUGUGGAGAUGGCUGAGGAGGCCGGGGAGGAGAACCUCUUUAUCUUCGGCAUGAGGGUGAACGAUGUUGAAGCCAUGGAUAAGAAAGGCUAUGAUGCCAAGUCAUACUACAACAGCCUCCCAGAGCUGAAACAGGCAAUGGACCAGAUUUCAGGAGGUUUCUUCAGCCCUGGCCAGCCUGACCUCUUUAAAGACCUGGUCAAUAUGCUGAUGAAUCAUGACAGAUUCAAGGUAUUUGCCGACUAUGAAGACUACAUCAGAUGUCAGGAGAACGUCAGUGCACUGUACAAGGAUCCUAAAGAGUGGACCAAGAUGGUCAUCCACAACAUCGCCGGCUGCGGCAAGUUCUCCAGCGACCGCACUAUUUCUGAAUACGCCCGAGAGAUUUGGGGCAUGGAGCCCAGUCUGGAGAAGAUCGCAGCUCCUGACGACCCUCGCUAAACCACAACUACUACUCCUCCUACUCCUCUUUCUCCUCCCUGUCAUCACUGUAGCUCCUCACUGUGGUCCAACGAGCCGAUGAAGCCUGUAGCUUGUACACUGUGUUGUGUGGCAUUACUGCUUACCUUACAUUAGUUCUCCUUUUCGCCUCAGUGCACCAGUGGAUCAGAUCCUCACCAACCUGUCAACAAAGCAUUAAACAUGUUUUUCAGUAUGUUUAUUGAUUAAAGGAUUAAAUAUUUGUUUUAACAUGUUAACCUUUAUAACAUCAUAUAAUAUUUCACAUUAUUAUUUUGACAUGCUAACAACCUAAAAAACCACUCUUCUGUCAGAAUAUGCCCCCUAGUGGAGAGAUUAUGAAUACCUGUCUGUCAGACCAAACCAGACUAAUUAAGCACUCCUACCAUUUUUAUUGGUUUGCAGUACAUCAGGUCACACGGUCAGUAUGAGAUGUCACGUUGACAUCAUCACUAAUACCAACUUUCAUUUCAAUGCGUUUCGGUUUCCGAGCUGCGCACACGUCUUCCAGGGCAGUGAGUGAUAAUCGUUGACCAUGGCCUUAAAGCAGAAGAACAUCCAAACCACUGCGAGUGUCUCAGCUGUUGUGUUGGUGUCUAAUGUUUGCUGAAUGUAUCCAUACGUGUGUGUAAACCUCCUCAGCAUGUCUGCCUAUCUCUGCUGUAUUUCAGUGUUAGAAGCCUCGGAGCCGUAACAAACCUCCUUUAAUGGAAACGCGCGUGUGUGUGUGUGUGUUCUGUGACGUAGCUGUGUGUUUUCCCAUAUAAGUCUAUAGCACUGUGUAACUUUAGCUUUAUCGAUGUACUGUAACGGCCUGCUGUCCCGUCCCAUCUGUGGUGCUGCAGAGACAGCUUGUCAUUGUACCCGACAUCAAAACUCUCACUCACUGCUUGUUAUUUUUGUUCUUUUUAGUCAAUAAAUGAGAAAUCUAAUUUACUA